CCAAAAACAGUGAAAAUUUGCCAAGAAACACAAGAAAGAGAUCAUAAAAAAUGGUGCUCCCAAGGUACGUGGCCUUCAAGUCCAAGGCAGAUGACCUCUAUUUGAAGUUCAUAAAAGAAGAUGUUCAAAUUCAUGGCUAUGUCAAGUAUGAUGCCCACAGUGUGGUGACCUCUUACACAAAGUACGAAGUUGAGCCUGCAAAAGUUGGCAAAGGCUACGUCAACAUCCGAUGUUGUUACAACAACAAAUAUUGGGUCUGCCCCUCGAUGUAUACGCAGUAUGUGGUUGCAGCAGCAGACGAGCGAAACGAAGAUCAAUCCAAUUGGGCAUGCACGUUGUUCGAACCCACCUACGAUCCUUAUCACAAAGCGUACCGAAUCAAGCACGUCUACCUCGGCUACAACACAUGUAGUUGGAGAGAUGGUACAACUCGUGAUAGAUGCUUGAACAUGGGGUUUUCAAAUCCAGAUGCUAACCUUUGUGAUCUCCAUAUUGCUGUUGAUUGGGAAUCAUUCUUUGUUUUGCCCAAACAUGUUGCAUUCAAGGGUGAUAAUGGCAGCUACCUUAGUGCACAAUGGAUUGAAGAUCUUCCAUAUCUACAAUUUUCUUUAGAUGACAUUGGAGAUCCAAAAGUGGGAAAUGAAGUUUUGAUCACAAGUGAUGGCAAUGUUCGUAUAAAGUCGAAUUACUUUGGUAAAUUUUGGAGGCGAAGUCCUAAUUGGAUUUGGGCAGAUACGACUGACACGACUUCAAAUGACCAAGAUAUCUUGUUUUGGCCCGUGAGAGUCGAGAACAAUGUUGUGGCACUUCGCAACUUAGGCAACAACUCCUUUUGCAAGAGGCUCACGACGGAUGGAAAGACAAAUUGUCUUAACGCUGCUGUUCCCACCAUCACUCGAGAAGCGCGCUUGGUGAUAGAGGAGCUUGUACUUUCAAGAAGCAUCUAUAACAUAAUCUUUCAUCUUUUGGAUGCACGAAUAUAUGACGCAAGUGUCAUCACCAUGGCCAACGGUGAUGCUAGUAACGAUUCCAGUGAAGCAAACACUAUAGAUAUUAAGCUCUCCUAUACAAAUUCUGUGAGCAACACAUGGUCUUCCACUCUUUCAGCCAAGCUUGGUGUAAAGACAUCUAUGCAAACUGGUAUUCCACUCAUUGCAGAGGGGAAGAUUCAAAUUUGUGCCGAGUUUUCGGGAUCGUAUAGUUGGGGAGAAACUCGAUUGAAAUCGUCUGUGAUCGAGACUACGUACAAAGUAACCGUGCCACCAAUGACGAGAGUGAGAGUGAGUCUAUUGGCAACACAAGCUCACUGCGAUAUCCCGUAUUCGUAUACUCAACGUGACACUCUUAUUAAUGGGGAUCAAGUGACUAACUACUAUGAUGAUGGAAUUUACACCAGUGUCAAUUGCUACAACUUCAAGUAUGAAACCAAACAGGAACCAAUUUAGGUUCUUCUAAUUUUCCUAAGUCAUAAUCUAGGAACUAAACUUUAAAUAAGGUUAUUAACCAUCUAAAUAAAGUUGGUAGACCCAAAUAUCUUAUAUAGUUUCUAAA
Messenger RNA from Momordica charantia (bitter melon), 1551 nucleotides. RefSeq lists its product as uncharacterized. The record is from RefSeq and is a predicted model, not a curated record. Lineage: Eukaryota; Viridiplantae; Streptophyta; Magnoliopsida; Cucurbitales; Cucurbitaceae.